Molecule: messenger RNA, 1245 nt
Organism: Acanthosepion pharaonis
Lineage: Eukaryota; Metazoa; Mollusca; Cephalopoda; Sepiida; Sepiidae
Source: the annotation of a GenBank genome assembly
AUGACUCCAGUUGUCAAGGUGGGAGACUCUCAGACUGCUGUCUUGGAAAUAAGAAGACAGCUCGUUCAAAUCGAUCCAACUGCGGUUCAAAGUUUUCUGUCGGUUUUAUCUGUUAUUCUCUAUAUCUAUCUAUCUAUCUAUCUAUCUAUCUAUCUGUUUCUAUUUCUGUCUUUUCUCAUUCUAUCUCUUUCUUAUAUUUCCAUCUAUAUAUCUAUUUUCAGUUUAUCUGUUCUCAUUAUAUCUAUCUAUUUAUCUAUACAUAUAUCUGUUCUCUUUCAAGUAUCUAUAUCUAUCUCAAUCUGUUCAUUACGUAUCUAUCUAUCUAUCUAUCUCGCUGUUCAUAUCUAUCUAUCUAUCUAUCUAUCUAUCUAUCUCUCUGUCUAUGUAUCUCACUGUUCAUAUCUAUCUAUCUAUCUAUCUAUCUAUCUAUCUCACUGUUCAUAUCUAUCUAUCUCACUGUUCGUAUCUAUGUAUCUAUCUAUCUGUUCAUAUCUAUCUAUCUAUCUCACUGUUCAUAUCUAUCUAUCUAUCUAUCUGUCUAUGUAUCUCACUGUUCAUAUCUAUCUAUCUCACUGUUCAUAUCUAUCUAUCUAUCUCACUGUUCAUAUCUAUCUAUCUCACUGUUCGUAUCUAUGUAUCUAUCUCACUGUUCAUAUCUAUCUAUCUAUCUCACUGUUCAUAUCUAUCUAUCUAUCUAUCUAUCUAUCUAUCUAUCUAUCUAUCUAUUCAUAUCUAUCUAUCUAUCUAUCUAUCUAUCUAUCUAUCUCACUGUUCAUAUCUAUCUCACUGUUCGUAUCUAUGUAUCUAUCUCACUGUUCAUAUCUAUCUAUCUAUCUAUCUAUCUCACUGUUCAUAUCUAUCUAUCUAUCUAUCUAUCUAUCUAUCUAUCUGUCUAUGUAUCUCACUGUUCAUAUCUAUCUAUCUAUCUAUCUAUCUAUCUAUCUAUCUAUCUAUCUCACUGUUCAUAUCUAUCUAUCUCACUGUUCGUAUCUAUGUAUCUAUCUCACUGUUCAUAUCUAUCUAUCUAUCUAUCUAUCUAUCUAUCUAUCUAUCUCACUGUUCAUAUCUAUCUAUCUAUCUAUCUAUCUAUCUAUCUAUCUAUCUAUCUAUCUCCUGUCAUUCUAUCUAGCUAUCUAUAACACAUUAUCUAUCUAUCUAUCUAUCUAUCUAUCUAUCUAUCUAUCUAUCUAUCUCAGUCUGUUCAUUAUCUAUAUAUCUAUGCAUUUAUGUAUUGGAUGUAUGUAG